Molecule: messenger RNA, 1701 nt
Organism: Cyclocybe aegerita
Lineage: Eukaryota; Fungi; Basidiomycota; Agaricomycetes; Agaricales; Hemipholiotaceae
Source: the annotation of a GenBank genome assembly
AUGAUGGAAUUUGUUCCAGGACCGGCGGUGCACCGUGUAUUGUGCGCAGAUUGCGGCACACCCAUCGUACCGAAUUCUGCCAAUCUAUGCGUCGCUUGCUUGCGGAAUACGAUCGACAUCACAGAAGGGAUUCCGAAGCAAGCAUCCGUUGCCUUCUGCCGAAACUGCGAACGAUUCCUCUCGCCACCACAGAGCUGGACUAUCGCGCGUCCUGAAUCGUCCGAACUCCUCGCCAUCUGCUUGAAGAAGCUGAAGGGUCUGAACAAAGUCCGGUUGACGGAUGCACAUUUCAUCUGGACGGAACCUCAUUCAAAACGGCUGCGGGUGUCAAUCACGAUACAAAAAGAGGUUCUGACGAACACGAUCCUCGAGCAAACCUUUGAGAUUGAGUAUCUCGUUCAGUACGGCCAAUGCCCCGAUUGUGCCAAGCUCGCGGCGAAGAACACAUGGAAGGCGCUGGUGCAAGUGCGGCAGAAGGUUCCACAUAAGCGGACAUUCCUGUAUCUGGAACAACUUAUCCUCAAGCACAAUGCGCAAAAAGACACGAUCUCGAUAAAGGAAGUGCGCGAUGGGCUAGAUUUCUUCUACAGCUCGAGGAGUCAUGCGUUGAAGAUGGUGGAAUUUUUAUCCAGUGUCGCGCCUGUCAAAUCAAAAUCGUCUGAACAGCUGCUAUCCACUGAUACGCACACGAAUACGGCCAACUUCAAGUACACCUACUCAGUCGAAAUCGUACCCAUAUGCAAGGAUGAUCUCGUCUGCAUUCCCCUCAAACAAGCACGAACGCUAAGCAACAUCAACCCGCUCACCAUUUGCGUACGCGUUGGCAACUCCGUGCAACUCCUCGACCCACAAACACUCCAAUCCUGUGAUAUCCAAUCGCAAAUCUACUGGCGGUCACCCUUUGAAGCCCUCGCAUCCGUGACCGACCUCGUCGAAUUCACCGUACUCGACAUCGACCCCGACCAUUCUCGGCGAAAGGGCAAAUUCGCGAUGGCCGAUGCGCAAGUUGCUCUAGCCGGCGCGUUCCACUCAAAGACCAAAGCAUCCGUUGAUGAGGAUGUAAUGGACUUCGACUCCGUCGGCGAUACAAAUCAGAUCUACCACACACGGACGCACCUCGGCGCGAUCCUGCAGCCGGGCGACACCGUCCUCGGCUAUUUCCUCACCAACGCCAACUUUAACUCGGACGAGUUCACCAACCUGCCCCAGGACCGCAUCCCGGACAUCAUCCUCGUGAAGAAAACGUACCCGAAUCGACGCAAGAAGAGCAAGGCGCGCAACUGGCGCUUGCGGUCGAUCGCGAAGGAGGCUGGGGAGGAAGGCGAGACGAGCGGUGCUAGGGGUGCAAUUGGACGAAUGGGAGGCAGGGACCAGAAGAAGGUCGAGGAGGACUAUGAGAUCUUCUUGCGCGAUCUGGAGGAGGAUCCGGAGUUGCGUGCUGGCGUCAACUUGUUCAAGGCUCCGGAGAUCAAGAUGGCGGCGCCCGAGCCCUCGAAGGAAAAGAAGGGGAGAGGGAAGAGGGCACAGUUCUCAAUGGAUGUGGACGAGGAAGUGCUGGUCGAGCGUAUCCCUGCCGCUGCUGUUUUGGACGAUGACGCGGAGGAGGAGGCUGACUUCCCUGAAAUUCAACUUGACGAGCUCCUGGAGGGCUUUGACGAGAUGACCCUUGGCCCAGCAGAUGGAGAGGAGACUGUGCAGUAA